This is a messenger RNA of Chelonoidis abingdonii (Abingdon island giant tortoise), 1216 nucleotides long. NCBI's taxonomy places the organism in Eukaryota, Metazoa, Chordata, Testudines, Testudinidae. The record is from RefSeq and is a predicted model, not a curated record.
CGUAGCCGCGCCGCGGGGAGGAUUCGCAGUGCGUGUGACGGCGUUAGGCGGCGCGGGUCCCCGGAGCCAGGUCCCUGGGCUAAGCUCCCGGCCCGAGGUUCCCCGCUCAGCGCUGUCCCUGGGCCGCUGGUUCCCCAGGGCGGGCCCAGGGCCCCUUGGCGUGUGGCUGCUGCUGAGUGCCUAGUGCAAAGGGGCCUCCGGCCUGAGUCCUCCGGCUCCCUGGUUCUCAAGCUGAGGGUCGCGUGUGGCCCAGUCAGCGCACAGCUGUGACCCCAUGUGACAGCCUCAGGGCCGCAGAGAUCUGACUUUUUUUUCCUGGAUAACUGGAGUAGGAUAGGAGCAUUGCACUAGACUGAAAUCUCAGUUGACACUCAGCAUUCUUCACCCCUUCAGCUGAUGCCUGGGAAUGGGAAAGCUGCAACUCAGCUUUCCCUGUAGUGUGAAAAAGAGAGUUCUCCAGAAGAACAAGGCAAGUUGGGACCUGAUAUUUGUCAUGUGUUCUUUGAAACUGCAUCUUAAUCCCUCAUUUAUACGUCACGGGAAAGACUGGAGCGGUGACUGCAAACUAGAUGAUGCCCCUCUCCACUCAACCUGAAACUGGUGAUGACCAGUAUGUUUUAGUUGCCAGUCUUGACAAUGUCAGAAACCUCUCAAAUAUCCUAAAAGCCAUUCAUUUUAAAGACCAUGCAACAUGUUUUGCAACUACAAAUGGAAUCAAGGUUACAGUGGAAAAUGCAAAGUGUCUGCAGGCAAAUGCCUUUAUUCAGGCAGGGAUUUUUCAAGAAUUUAUUGUACAGGAAGAGUCUGUGAUGUUUCGAAUCAAUUUGGCUGUUCUUUUAGACUGCUUGACCAUUUUUGGUACAAAUUCUUUGCCAGGUACUUCAACAGCACUUCGAAUGUGUUACCAUGGUUAUGGCUACCCCUUGACCCUAUUUCUAGAAGAAGGAGGUGUGGUAACUGUGUGUAAAAUUAACACUGAAGAACCUGAAGAGACACUAGAUUUUGAUUUCUGCAGUACAAAUGUGGUUAAUAAAAUUAUCCUGCAGUCAGAAGGGUUAAGAGAAGCAUUUGCUGAAUUAGAUAUGACCAGUGAGGUCCUGCAGAUCACCAUGUCUCCAGACAAGCCUUAUUUCAGAUUUGAUGGUGGCAAUAUCAAAUGCUUUGCUGAGUUGGUGCAUUUUGUCUUUUAGAUUAUCCACCUUUGGCAAUGCAGGAA